This is a messenger RNA of Amoebophrya sp. A120, 4676 nucleotides long. The record is from the annotation of a GenBank genome assembly. NCBI's taxonomy places the organism in Eukaryota, Dinophyceae, Syndiniales, Amoebophryaceae.
AUCAGGUCAAAUUAAAGUCCGAUGGUAAAAGUCUCGGCUAGAAUUCGCUUAUUAUCGCGCAGAAAGUGACGAGGGCUUCCUUGUAAUAGAAAGAUUUAUAACGCUUCUUUAUCUUUUCGUAGCCCAAAUCCACAAACUGAAAUAUCGCGUUGCUUUGUUCUUUUCAGAAAUCCCGCACCAUGUCCACUAGCACCAGCACCCGCCGUUUGGCCGCGAUCGCCCGGAUUUGGCGGGAAUUCCGAGCCAUUGACAGAGAUUUUCAAAAAGAAACCGGGAUCCGCGUGGAAGUCAUUGACGAUGAGCAUAGUCCUUUCGAGUGGCACGUGACACUUUCACCGACCUCAGGGAAUUAUUACGGGCUGAAAAACCUGCACUUGGUGCUCACCUUCUCGGAGCGCUACCCGGAAGAACCUCCGACGGUGAACCUUUCUUCCUACAUCCCGCACUCCAACAUCGUACCUCACCACGGCAAUGCGCGGAACUUCCUCUGCACCGAUUUAUUGAAAAACUUCGACUGGUUCAUGGGACAAGGCACCAUGGACAAGCGAGCUACUACCCGCGGCGUCGGCAAAACUUCUGCUUCCUCCAUGGGCUGGUCGCCGGCCUACAGUAUGCAGGCGCUGCUGGUGCAAAUCCAGGCCUUCCUCUUCGACGAGUGGGUUUUGAACUACGACGACCGCUUUAAACACACGCUCUGGGACCGCGUGUGCGAGGAGGGGGGCGGCCGACGACCGAAGUCGGAAGUUUGCAAAAAGCUGCACGAGACGCAGAAGAACGUGGCUGGGUUUCAGUGUACCAAGUGCUCGCUAGUGCACGAUCGUACCCCAGCGCCAGUAGCACUGGAAGGCACGGGAGAUAGUCCAGGUCUCCUCGGCGGAAGCGCGUUUUCCGCAUCGACCUCUUCACUACAGGAACUCGUCGACGCGGCGCCAGCUUGCGCCAAUUCAUUGGUAGAGGACCUAGCGACGUCUCGCAUUCCGGGCGUGGGUUUGCCGGGCGACAUCGUCGCUUUCGUCGCGGUGCUUUCGAAGAAAAAGCCUUCGGAAGCCGCGCGUUUUUUGGUCGAGUGCAGUUUUUUCGAGAUCGAAGAAGAGAACAAAGCUAACUACAAUAAGUUUCUUACGUCUCUCCGUCCAUGCAAUGCCUCGCAUGUGAUUGCUCAAGCUGCAGUGGGGGAAAUGAGAGAGGCGCUGCGACAUACCCGAUUUUCGGACAAACUGCCAGGUGCUCAGCGUGCAGCGGGAGAAGAUACAGGACCACUAAACGUUUCCGCAUUGCGGCGGCAGAUUGAAACUGCAGCUCGGCGUGUCAUCCAGCAAAUAGUGGCGCGGCAUCGCUUUGCUGACGGCACGGUGACCAAUGCGACUACAAUCGCACCGGGAAGAGCUGCUCAUCCGGCGAUGCACAGAACGCGUCACGCGUUUUUCCUCGAAAAGGAAGUGAUGCUGCGACUGAGUCUGCCCCUGUGGUCGACUUGCAAAUUUGAUGUGGUGUUUCGGCCUGCUGCAGCAUCUUUUUCUUUCCCAGUCCUGCAGGCGGCCGGAAACGAGAUUGGUGCAGAAGCUGUCGACAGCCUUACGCUCUUGCCGCAUGCGAAAGCUGCCACUGUCACCCCGGUGCCUGCGGACGCGGAUAUGAAACUCAUCUGCGCGCUGGAGCCUCUAGCAUUUCAACCACUGGGACGGCAGGCCUAUCAGCGGCAACUGAGCAGCUUUCCGAUGCGGGAAUUGCGUUGUUCGAAUGAGUACGCUCUUUCCACUUCUCGCGCAUUGAACCAUGAUAGUCACGAUCGCAUUUACAGCGAACCGCCCUGGGAGCGCGCUCUCCCGGAAAAGCCGAAUCUUUCGUAUGAGGAGUCGUCGCUGCUCCGGCGCGAGAGGGAGGCACUGUUCGUGGAGGAAUGGGAAGCCGAGCGGAACAAGAAACUUGAGCUCCGGUUCGAAGAAAGAUGCAAGAGUCGCCAGCUAAUCUCUGCGGUUGGGUACGACAAUGGCGCAGAUCUGGGCAGCAGGGCGGGCAUUACCGGAAACCCAAUCUCUAAAAGCGUCAACACGAAGGUGAUUCUCCCCCGUGACGAAAAAAAUCUGCGCAAUGCUGGACCAGCUCAGCUUGACGCCCAGGAGCUCUUUCGCCCCAACCGUGCGAUAUCCGAGAAUGUUCGAUAUCUCGAAACGGUUUCGAGCGAACCCAAAGCGACUCUGCGAACACGAAAAGCGGAUCCGGAUGCCGGCGACGUCGCCGAGUUCCUGGAACUUUUUCCUGAAAUCGUCGCGGAAGUUUUACUGCCGUUCUUCACACACACUGAUCUGCACGUGCUGCUGGAUGUGUCGCAAGACUGGCGCAAGUUAUCCGACGAGCGCUUGACGUUGUUUUUCGAGCGGCCGCAGUUUUUGAAAUGCUUCUACACCAAAAAAAUGUAUGAAGAAGAUGCGCGACGAGGACACGCAACCAGAGUGCCAGUUUCUGGUUUGGCACCAGAUCAUGCGCUUUUCUCUCGUACUAGUCCGCGCCCUUCUCCCGUACCGCUGGAAGACCUCCUUGGCGUCGGCUUGCAGCUGAACGCGACCGGGCACGGCGACACGCAGCAGUUUUGCUGUAUCUACGACUUGCUUUCACACAAAGCGUUCCACGAUCUGCGUGUGAGAAAGGCGCCGUUGGGCGAGGCGAUCGAUUUUUGGCUCCCUGUUGCGCUAGACCGGAGGCAUUUUGACAGCGCAAUGGGCUUCUUGGAGGGGUGCUUGCUGGAAUUGUAUCAACUGCGUAAGCGAACAACGACCACAAGCAGCCGGUUCGGUGCGGCGGGAAUUCUAGGGGCCAAAAGUUAUGGCCGUGACCUAGCUGAACCUGAAGCAACGGGCGGGGGAACAAGAUUGCGGUCCGCGCUCGCCCCCUCCGACGAGGCAGAAAAAGACAAGAGCCCAAGCAGCAAUCGUUUUCAUCUGUUGCUAGACACGUCGACCUCAGACUCGGAGUCAAAUCUUCAGGGUGAUUGUGAAAUGGCAGAGAAGUUCUUUUCGGGAACAGAGGAUCACAGCGACGCGGACGAAAUCCGGAGCCACGAUUUCGCAGAUUCCGCAGGGUCCGGAGCUGAGGGUGAGGACGAUGCCAACGAUCUCGGAACCAAUUGGGUGGAAGUUCGGCACAACGGCUCCGCAACGAAGCAGCCGCGGUUCCUCGCCAUCUCUUCCGUGUCGGAGAAGUUGAUAGUCAAGCAACAAUCGUCCUCGAGGAAAGCCAAAAGCCCCCGUUUUGAGCAACUGCACUAUGACAGCAAAGCGCAGGAACAGCUCUGCCAUGGCGUGAAACUGACCAAGCAAGUGGAGCAGUGCUUCGUCAAGUCUGUGCUGUACACUUAUUUGAAGCUCAUGAACGGCCAACUGGUCCAUCUGAUGAAGGGGGACGUUUUUGCUUCGGAAAAAGCGCUCGCCGGGUACCUGGGUUUUCACCACUCGUUUCUUCUGCUCUGCGAGGAGAAGCCCAUGCUACGGCGGCAGAUUGACGUGAUUCUGAAAAACUUCAUCCAGCACGAAGACUUUCGGAGCAAAGCAAACGUGCCGGACCUGGGCGAGUUUCUCUGCCUGCUUUCCGUGUCGAACAGUUUUGACUGGCACGACGUGGUGUUGCCGCUUUUCGAGGAAUCCGCGGCCCGGGCGAUCAAGUGGGUAUUCGACGAGCACAAGCAGUGGACCCUGCGCCGCUGGGAGCAGAGCUACGACUUGGACACCCGGUUGAAGCACCUUUUCCAGCACACCGUGGUCGGACGCAGGCUGCUCAUGUUUCAUUACUGGUUCUUGACCAAGGUGGCCCGGAAGCCGCACGUACACGAAGAAGUUUCGUCCAACGGAGGUGAAGCUGCGACAAAUAAAAUAAAGACAGUGUGCACAGCAGCCUCCUGUGCCCUGCACGCCUACGAGCGGACCAAGGGCGUGCCUGCACCCUCGUUAGUAGCGGAGUUGCGGCAGCAAGUGAAGGAACUCACGUCGAACACGGCCGUGAGUAGUUGGGAAACGUUUUUUCAGCGCAUCGGAAUCGAGUUCGUCGCGGAAGCGGGUGUGAGAACUACAGCUGCAGGUGACAACAAUUUCUCGCACGCGACGAAGCUCCUGGACCGGUUCUACAAGAAGGCUGCGGAACGGAGCGAGCGUUUGGAGUACCAUUUCAGUAAUGCGGCCAAGGGCAUGUCCCGGAAGGGGCGCGGCAAACCUGGGAAUGAGCGAAGGAAGGGCGGCCUUUCCUGAGCGCCAUAAGGCUAGCGACCGCAGCGGCUGUCCUCACACAUGCAAAUAUGAUGAAACAGAAGCUAUGGUGUAUUUACACGUUCAAUUUUUGUACCCGUAUAUGAUGUUUUUUGACAUGUGAAUUUCGAUUCCUUAUAGAGGUUUUUACAAUGUUUGAUUGUUCCUCACGCACUACGUGGACAAGUAAUUUGUUGUUGAGAAUAUUUUUUGAAAAAAUUCUACGAUCUCAGUAAGAUCGUGGUCUUUACGGUGGAAAAUAAGCAUCUAGAAAAGAGGUCGUCGCAUCCAGACAGACAUACAAUACCAGAAACCUUGAUUCUCAUUUCAUGCAUGAUAUCGGAUCGGUUCUUAGCCGAUCAAGAAGACCGAAUUAUCUCCAGCUUGAAUGUUUUGUCUACUUUACUCAAUGCACUACGUAUUUGAAAGAGAGCGGCAUGC